Molecule: messenger RNA, 1320 nt
Organism: Punica granatum (pomegranate)
Lineage: Eukaryota; Viridiplantae; Streptophyta; Magnoliopsida; Myrtales; Lythraceae
Source: RefSeq, a predicted model, not a curated record
AAGCCCAUGUGCAGUUCCCUUCAUCGUCAUCACGUGCUUACGUGAGGAAAUUGCUGCGAAAGAGCGCCACCCACAAGCAAAGCAAGCACAGACCCAUCAUCCUCCCCACUGCUGUUCACUAACUCUCUCCCUCCCAUAAUCCGUUAAUGGCACAAAACGAUUCGCUGCUGUCCGAGUACCUCCAGACUGCUGUCGAUGCAGCCAACAAAGCCGGAGAGUUAAUCCGUAAAGGGUUCUACCAGACCAAGAAUGUCGAGCACAAAGGCCAGGUGGAUUUGGUGACUGAAACUGACAAAGCAUGUGAAGAGCUCAUAUUUAACCAUUUUAGGGAGCGUUAUCCCUCGCACAAGUUCAUCGGCGAAGAGACUACUGCUGCCUGUGGGUCCUCAGAGCUGACUGAUGACCCAACCUGGAUUGUUGAUCCUCUUGAUGGAACGACUAACUUUGUUCACGGAUUCCCCUUUGUAUGCAUCUCCAUUGGCCUCACAAUCGGCAAAGUUCCCACAGUUGGAGUUGUUUAUAAUCCAAUUAUGAAUGAGCUUUUUACUGGAAUACGCGGAAAAGGUGCUUUUCUGAAUGGCAACCCCAUCAAAGUGUCAUCUCAGUCUGAACUAGUGAAGUCUCUCCUUGCAGCCGAGGUUGGGAUCAAACGUGACAAGUUAACAGUGGAUUUGACUACAGGCAGAAUCAACAGUUUACUUUUCAAGGUAAGGUCACUUCGAAUGAGCGGCUCAUGUGCACUAAACCUCUGUGGAAUAGCAUGCGGACGAAUUGAUCUCUUUUAUGAACAUGGCUUCGGGGGUCCCUGGGAUGUGGCAGGUGGAGCUCUGAUUGUCCAGGAAGCUGGAGGACUUGUCUAUGACCCAUCUGGUAAGGAUUUUGACAUUACAUCUCAGCGAGUGGCGGCCUCAAACCCACUCCUCAAGGAUGCGUUCCUCGAGGUCUUGGGACAGUUCGAAUGAGUCCAAGUGAGUGAAGACCAAUGGAAGUUCUGGGCGAGAUUGCUUGAAUGAGUCGCCGAUUGUUUCGCUAUAUUUAAGACGCUGUCGACAGAGUUUUCUUGUUCUUAUGAAAAACUUGGUCUAGUAGGUUAAUUUAUUCUAUUGGAAGGGGUCAAUAAUUGAGUUUGGUGAGAAAAUCACUUGAGGAGAUUACAUUGAGACAAUCAAAAGUACUACAAACACCACCUGUAGUUGGUGGAAAAUGAAUUUACAAUUGGGUUUUUGGGAGGGCAAAAAAAAUCGAAUUUCAUGCAUGAGCAAGUUGCUCAUUGGAAUUUCUUGGCAACUGAAAGUGAAAGUUCCAUUUGUCUUCGACAAA